This is a messenger RNA of Pelagomonas calceolata, 900 nucleotides long. The record is from the annotation of a GenBank genome assembly. NCBI's taxonomy places the organism in Eukaryota, Pelagophyceae, Pelagomonadales, Pelagomonadaceae.
AGCCAAGCUGCAGCUUUGCAUGCCUCUUUGCAGAGCCACUAAGCGGACAGUGGUCCGUUGUUUGCUCACCAAAACUCCAUAUCACUGGUGCGCGCAUGCAGAGAGCAUUGCUACUGAUGUCGCUGCGCGCAAGCCGAGCGCUCAUACCACGCACUGCUAGACGCAGCCGCUGCAGUGCACGCUACGCCAGCGCGCAGCCGCUCGGCAAGCGCGGCGUCACCGACGGCAGCGACGGCAUCACGCUCUUCGGCAGCGAAGCGAUCCAGAACGGCGCCGCACCAUCUAUCACAGUCUUCUGGCUCCACGGUCUUGGUGAUACGGCGGACGGCUGGGCCGGGGCCUUCGUGCCCGGUGGGGGCAUCACGAUGCCAUCACCGGACUACAAGGUCGUGCUGCCGACGGCCGAGACGCUGCCCGUGACGCUAAACAUGGGCAUGCAGAUGCCUGCCUGGUUCGACAUUUACGGCUUGGAUGCGGGCGCGCAAGUCGACGAGGCCGGCAUCUUGAAGGCGGCGGCGCGGCUCGAGGCGCUCGUUGCCCUGGAGGACCCGGCGACGAAAAUUGUAUUAGGGGGCUUCUCGCAGGGCGGGGCCGUGGCGCUGACCGCCGGCCUACGGUGUCCAUCGAAGAACGUGGCCGCCGUCGUCGGCACGUCGACGUGGCUGCCGCUCGGGGAUUCGUACCCGGCGGCUAUUGCGGACGGCGCCCUCGAACGACCGGUCUCGCUGCACCACGGCGACGCCGACGAGGUCGUACGGACGAGCUGGGGCGAGGCGUCGAAGGAACGGCUCGAGGAACUUGGCUGCCGCGUGUCCUUCGACACGUAUCCAGGCAUGGCCCACAGCGCCUGCCCCGAGGAGUUCGACGCGAUCUCAUCAUUCCUAAGUAGUAUUUAGAGAA